Molecule: messenger RNA, 2809 nt
Organism: Anas platyrhynchos (mallard)
Lineage: Eukaryota; Metazoa; Chordata; Aves; Anseriformes; Anatidae
Source: RefSeq, a predicted model, not a curated record
CAUUAAAGAGGGCAAGACUGGAGGCAAUCUGGGCUGCAGUGACCAUGCCAUGGUUGAGUUCGUGAUCUCCAGGAAUGUGGGCCUGGCAAAGGGCAAAGGCAGGACCCUGAAUUUCCAAAGAGCAAAUCCAAGCUAUUUAAAGACCUAGAGGAUGAGAUCCCCUGGAAUACCAUCCUAUGGGACAAAGGAGCUGAGGAGAGCUGGAGACUCUAAGGAUGUUUUCCUUAGAGCGCAAGAACUCUCUGUCCCUCUACGUAAAAAGGCGGGCAGGAAGGGCAGACAACUGGGAUGCCAGAGUAAAGACCACGCAGGAUCAUUUUGGGAAGGACGGCAUCCCAUGGGAGGGACCCCACAAGGAGCAGGAGCAGAGUGAUUUGAGGAGUGGCGGAGUCGAAGCAUCAGAGAAAGACUAGCAUUAACUGGUGUUCUGGAGAGGCUCCUGCUGGGGACAAGCCCCUUGUGCUUGCUGAAGGCAUUGGGCAGGGCACCCAGCUGUGAUGCAUGGUGGUGCCAAGCCUCUAGAGCUCCCAGGACACUUGCUCCCAUUGCCCCAGGGACAAAGGUGCUCCCAGAGGGUUAUUGCAGGCAGGAACUGGGCAAAGGUUAGGGAAGUUGGGCGUAGCCUUGGGCUUUCCGCAGCUCUGCUGGGUUCGGUCCUGACCCCAGCUACUGCUCCCGGUGCAGCACAGAUGGGGCUCCCCUGGGGCUGCGGCAUCCCCAGCCUCACCGGCCAUGCCAGGGGCCUCCUGACUUCCCUCGUCACUCUGUUCCUCCUCCGGCUGGGCUCAGCCCAGCUCAGAGUGGUGGGACCAGACUAUCCUCUCACCGCCACCAUGGGGCAGGAUGUUGUGCUGCGUUGUUACUUGUCCCCUCGCCAGGAUGCUCGCAGCUUGGAGGUCAGGUGGAUCCGGGACAAUAUCUCUGAGACAGUGCACCACUACCGCAAUGGACAGGACCUGUACGGGGAGCAGAUGGGGGCAUAUGCCGGGAGGACAGAGUUGGUCAGAGAUGGUCUCUCUGCUGGAAGCCUGGACUUGCGAAUCACAAGGCUGAGACCCUCAGAUGAUGGCCGGUACAUCUGCAUAGUGAAAGAUGCUGAUGCUUAUGACAAAGCAACAGUGGAUCUGGAGAUGUCAGCCACAGGCACUGACCCCCACCUCUCCCUGGGGGGCUACGAGGCCAGAGGCGUCCGGGUGCUGUGUCGAUCGGCUGGCUGGUACCCGCUGCCGCAGCUGCUGUGGAGGGAUGCUCGAGGGCAGCACCUGCCCUCGGUCUCCCAGACACAUUCCCAGGACCAGGAGGGGCUCUUUGAAAUCGAAGGCGCCGUCAUUGUGACCGGGAGCGUGGAGGGGCCCUUGUCCUGUGUGGUCAGGAGCAGCCGCCUGCAGCAGGAACGGGACUCAUCCCUGCACAUUGCAGCUCCCUUCUUCCACAACGCCCAGCCCUGGAUGGUGGCUCUGGCUCUGGUCCUCGUGCUUUUGGCUGUGUCCAUUGGCCUCGGUGUUUAUCUCUUUCGAAAGCAAGUGGCACGGAUACGAGAGCUGGAGAAAAAAGCUGCAGAGCUGGCAUGGAGAAAAUGUUUGCUGCCUCAAAAUACAGUGAAGGUGACCCUGGAUCCACACACGGCUCAUCCCCUGCUUGUUGUGUCAAAGGACCACAGGAGUGUGAGACGAGAAAGUAAAAGCCAGCAGGUGCAUAACAGUCAGGACAGAUUCAAGUACUGGUGCUGCGUGCUAGGCCAUGAGGAGUUUGAAGAGGGGAGGCACUGCUGGGAGGUGGAGGUAGAGGUGGAGGGGGAGUUGGAAAAUGAAUCCUGCUGGGCUGUGGGGGUGACCAGGGCAUCUGUGAACAAAAAGGAGAAGAAUUACCCCAAAAAUGGGAUAUGGGCAUUGAUGUACCAACAAGGGCAGCUCAUGCCUCUCACAUCUCGAAUCCACUUACCCCUGUCACCUGUCCCCACGAGGAUCUGGGUCUGUCUGGACUGUACCCAGCAGCAGGUGUCUUUCAUCAACGCUGACAAUGGGGUCGAGAUCUACACUUUCACAGCAGCCUCCUUCAAUGGGGACAGCAUCCGCCCCUGGUUUUUGCUGGAGACAGAGGGAACUCAGCUGUGCCUGAAGGACAGCACCCCCCAGACCCUGUCCCCAGCCCUGAGGGGCUCCUGUGAUUCUCCAGCCACUCCUGCAUCACCUCUCCUUGGUCCUGCAGGAGCAGCACAGGAGUGAGGGGCAGUGGGGCCAGGGGCUGCUCCGUGUGUUCCUCCCUGCUGCUGGAGGAGGGCUGGGAUGCUGCAAGCAAGGACCAGGCCCCUUGCAGCCCCUGGGCUCUGCCCUACCCAGGACUCCUGGACUGGGGCACAAGCCCUGCUGGCACCCAUGGGUCUCACCCUGCCUCUGAGCCACAGCGGGCAGCACAGGGGCUGCAGCAGCUCUCCACACUUUUCUCUCCUCUUCUUGCACUGCUUGUAGACCCCAGGGCAAGGGAUGUGGUCACUGUGUGCUGCCGGCCAUUGCAGACCGCCUUUGUUCCUAGUUUGGGGUUGAUCCUUGCUCUGUGCCUGGUGCUGAGCAUGAGCAGCCUGUGGGGGCUUUUUGUUCCCCCCUCUGGAGCACAAAAAGGCACAGCAGUAAUGGAACUGUGGCAAGCGUACCCUGGGGUGCAUCGAGCACGGCAUUGCUCGUCGGUUGAGGGAAGUGAUUGUCCCGCUCUGCUCUGCACUGGUGCGCCCUCAACUUGAGUACUGUGUGCAGUUCUGGGCACCACAGUACAAAGAGGACUUUAAACUGUUGGAGAGUGUCCAGAGGAGGGC